This is a messenger RNA of Pelobates fuscus (common spadefoot toad), 1290 nucleotides long. RefSeq names its product coiled-coil domain containing 190 (gene CCDC190). The record is from RefSeq and is a predicted model, not a curated record. Bases 248 to 1141 code for a protein of 297 amino acids. The transcript is spliced from 4 exons. Lineage: Eukaryota; Metazoa; Chordata; Amphibia; Anura; Pelobatidae.
GCUUUCAACUUUACAACUCGCAGUCAGUCUUUGCAAACACAUCAGCAGUGGACUUCAGAGAGGAUAUAUAUCUUUUUAUAUAGUAUUUGACAUUUUUAAAGUUAUUUUGUGUUGGUUUGUUUUUUUAUUAAACUUUUGAAAAAAAGUCCUCUGUUUAGAGGAACAGAUUACAGUCGCUGAAACUAAACCAAGGACGGAUUUGAAAUAUUCUGAAAAUAAAGCAAAUUGAGUUCUGCGUGUUUAAAAUAUGAGUCGAUCCAAACGACUUGAGGGCACUUUGGAUAAGCAAUGGGAGGCUGAGAGACGUGGAGCCAAAAGGGCAGAGGUGCGACUUAACAAUGGGAUUCAGCAGAUAGAAGAUGCCCAACUUUAUCAUGUCAACACUAUGACCAGGGAGCAAAAGAAGCUCCAAAUGGAUUUAAUCAAGAUGAAACAGGCUUCGGCUAAGAGCAAAACCACCACUCGAAGUGGUGUACCCCCAGGAAAACCAGCUUUACAUUCAACAGGAGGCAGAGGACAGUUGCUCAGACCUGAAAAUCAUGCAGAAAGAACAAGAAAACAGUCUGCAUCCAGAUCCAAUGGGCCUGUGAUGGCUUCCGGUUCAUCUAUGACUCUUCAGAUGCGCAUUAAUGACUUCAUGGAUGGAGUUGGCAAAAAAGGCAAGAUGGCUGAGCCUCCUGUUUCUGGAAUGAGUGUGACAGAUGUAGGAAAUUCAAUAGCAAGAAGACUAAGCAUUUCUGGGAACUCAACGGUGACUGAAGUCAGAGAUUCUAAUAACAAAGACCAAGAUUCAGCCAGUGGAGUAACUAUGGAAUCCAGUGACAAGUCGCUAGGGUCAAGCAUGAAAUCCUUACAGGAGACCUUCACAAAACCAACAUAUGUUACCCCUCCAUCUGCAAGGUCAAGAAGAGGUUCUCUUUUCAAAGAAAAGCUUUAUUUUGAUGAAGAAACCUAUGCACCAGAUGGGGGGCUUCGGACCCUUCACACAAUGCCCAGUGCGAUGGACUCUUUUGAGGAGGCUAAAAAGGCAAGGUAUAUUCGGCAUACGAAGAAGAUCGAGUCGGAGAGGGAGCUAAGUGUGCAGGAGAUAUUCCAAAGAGAGCAAGCCCAAGAUGAUGAAGAAAACUACUCUGACAGUUAAAAAAAAGACAUUGCACAAUGAAAAUGUAAAACAAGCUUUUCCAUGUUUUGAUAACCAAACUUUACCCCAAAAAGUCAUUUGUUGUAUUACAUUAGUGAGACUCUUCGGGAUGCUUGUAUUAUUCUGUUGCUCAUGUAUUGCUACUGUAC